AUGUUCUCCUGCUGCUCUGUGAGGAUGUCACUCUUUGCCAUGGGGUUUCUGUUAUCCAUCCUUCAGCCUUCCACUGGGCAGUUUCCCAGAGCCUGUGCAAAUGCACUGAGCUUGCUGAGGAAGGAGUGCUGUCCCCUCUGGAGUGGAGAUGGUUCCCCUUGUGGGGAACGUUCCCGCAGAGGGUCCUGCCAGAACAUCCUUCUCUCUCAGGCUCCAUUGGGACCACAGUUCCCUUUCUCAGGAGUGGAUGACAGAGAGGACUGGCCCUCUGUAUUUUACAACAGGACAUGCAGAUGCGAAGAAAACUUCAUGGGAUACAACUGUGGGGAUUGCAAGUUUGGCUUCACAGGACCCAACUGCAAUGAAAGGCAAGUGAGAAUGAGAAGAAACAUCUUUCAGCUCUCCAACAAGGAGAAGGACAAGUUUCUUGCCUACCUGAAUUUGGCAAAGAACACCCUUAGCCAGGACUAUGUAAUUGCUACUGGCACGUACAGUCAGAUGAACAACGGCUCCAACCCCAUGUUCAGAAACAUCAAUGUAUAUGAUCUAUUUGUGUGGAUGCAUUAUUAUGCCUCUCGAGACACACUCUUAGGUGGGUCCACUGUGUGGAGGGACAUUGAUUUUGCCCAUGAAGCCCCUGGUUUUCUGCCUUGGCAUCGAGCCUUUCUGCUGAUGUGGGAACAUGAAGUCCAGAAGAUAACAGGUGAUGAAAACUUUACCAUCCCCUACUGGGACUGGCGAGAUGCGGAGGACUGUGUGGUCUGCACUGAUGAAUACAUGGGUGGCAGGCAUCCCAUCAUUCCUAAUUUACUCAGCCCAGCAUCAUUUUUCUACUCAUGGCAGGUAAUCUGUACUCAGUCUGAAGAGUACAACAGGCAACAAACUUUAUGCAAUGGCACUGGUGAGGGGCCUAUACUGCGAAAUCCUGGGAACCACGAUAGAUCAAGGACUCCAAGGCUCCCAUCUUCAGCUGAAGUUGAAUUUUGCCUGUCACUGACACAGUACGAAUCUGGACCCAUGGAUAAAAUGGCCAAUUACAGUUUCCGAAACACUUUGGAAGGCUUUGCUGAUCCACAGACUGCAAUAUCAAACAUAUCUCAAAGCGGUUUGCAUAACGCACUUCAUAUCUACAUGAAUGGCUCCAUGUCCAAAGUAGAAGGCUCUGCAAAUGAUCCUAUCUUUGUACUACACCAUACAUUUGUUGACAGCAUUUUUGAGCAAUGGUUAAGAAGACACAGGCCCAUGCUGGAAGUUUACCCAGCAGCCAACGCACCCAUUGGACACAAUCGAGAAAGCUACAUGGUCCCCUUCAUCCCCCUUUAUAGAAAUGGAGAAUUUUUUAAACCUUCAAGAGAGCUUGGGUAUGACUAUGAGUAUCUUCAGGAACCAGUGGUUUUUUCUGUCCAUGAGUUUUUAAUACCCUACCUUGAGGAAGCCCGUCAGAUCUGGGUUUGGCUGCUUGGAUCAGCUGUGACUGGAGGCAUAAUUGCUGCUGUGCUCACAGGGCUCAUCCUGACUUGGUGGAAGAAAAGAAAAACUUCUUCAGAGAUACAACCCUUGCUCACAGAAAGUGAAGAUUACAACAAUAUAUCUUAUCAAUCCAAUUUUUAG
Molecule: messenger RNA, 1611 nt
Organism: Calypte anna (Anna's hummingbird)
Lineage: Eukaryota; Metazoa; Chordata; Aves; Apodiformes; Trochilidae
Gene: TYR
Product: tyrosinase
Exons: 5
Coding region: 1-1611 (536 amino acids)
Biological process (GO): pigmentation; melanin biosynthetic process
Molecular function (GO): tyrosinase activity
Source: RefSeq, a predicted model, not a curated record